GCCGAGUCCAUACAAAACUCGGCCUCUCUUAGAGCCCAAGUUGGGUUUCCAAAACAGGAAGGCACAAUUAUGGAUGGGCCGAACUAUGGACGUGAAAUCGAUGCUCCCUUCCAGGCUUCCACUGUCCAGUUAUGAUUUGCUCUUGGGAUCAGUUGCUGUGUUUUAUGUCUUCAUGGUACCCUACACAAAGGUUGAAGAAAGCUUCAAUGUUCAGGCUAUGCACGAUAUUCUUUAUUACCGGCAUCACAUAGAGAGUUAUGAUCAUUUUGAAUUUCCUGGUGUAGUUCCUCGCACUUUUGUUGGCGCAUUCCUUGCAUCAGUUUUGGCGUCUCCACUGAUAUUUGCAAUUAACUUGCUGAAUCUGCCAAAGAUUUGCAGUCUUUUUGCAGUUCGUUUGGUCUUAGGUUGUAUCAUCCUAUCCACUCUACGCUUUUUCCGUGUUCAGGUUAGAAAUCAAUUUGGCCGUCAAGUAGAAGCUUUCUUUGUCAUAUUAACUGCAUUUCAGUUUCACAUGCUGUUCUAUUGCACUCGUCCUCUUCCUAAUAUUCUUGCACUGGGAUUAGUCAAUUUGGCAUAUGGUUGUUGGCUUAAGGGAAGUUCUUACACUGCAUUAAAAUGUCUGAUUUUUGCUACACUUGUCUUCAGAUGUGACAUGCUGUUACUCCUUUGUCCUCUUGGCCUCCAUCUUUUAUUGACUAAAUCAGUUUCAUUAUGGGAGGCUUUAAAGUGCUGCAUCAAAACCACUCUGUUGUGCAUGGGGCUUACUGUACUGGUUGAUACAGUCAUGUGGAAAAGAUUAAUCUGGCCUGAAUUUGAAGUUUUUUGGUUCAACUCUGUCCAGAACCGUAGUUCAGAGUGGGGUAUCCAUCCAUUUCACUGGUACUUCACUUCAGCACUUCCCCGCUCAUUGCUUGCAGCUUAUCCUCUCCUUUUGCUAGGGGUUUUACUUGAUAGGAGGAUUCGAUCUUACAUUCUUCCAGUUUUAUGCUUUGUUUUUCUUUACUCUAAGCUUCCGCACAAGGAACUCCGUUUCAUCAUUGUUUCAAUUCCAAUAUUCAACUUAUCAGCGGCAAUAGCAGCUAAUAGAAUCUACAACAAUAGGAGAAAAGUAUUCUGGAAUUUGCUUAAUAUUGUCAUGCUAGGAUCACUAUUGAUCAGUCUAGGGUGCACUAUCUUAUUUUUCAUGGCUUCUUAUCACAACUACCCCAGUGGCUAUGCUUUGAAAGAAUUGCAUCAGAUUGGUCAUCCCAUCAACAAUUCAAAGGAACAGUGGGUUCACAUUGAUCCAUUUUCAGCCAUGAAUGGAAUUUCUCGUUUUUGUGAAAAUGAUUAUCCAUGGAGGUACUCUAAGGAAGAAGGCAUUCCACUGAAAGAAUUUUGCCAGAGAAAUUUUACCUACCUAUUAAGUGAGCACUCCUACAUUCAUGGAUUCGAGUGUUUAUUUUCUGUGAAGGGGUUUUCAAGAGUUCGUCUGCAAACUGACUUUCCACCCAUUUUACUGGUUAAAGAGCCAAAAGUAUUUAUUCAUGGUAAUAUUGAAAACAAGAAUGUCAUUCCUAUUAAUUGGCCUGGGUGCUAAUUAUGUAUCGAGCAGAGAUUGUUUGUGUGUGUGGGUGGGUGAAUGGGUCAACGGGAGAAUUUUGCCUCAACAGGACUUGUUUAAGUAGUUUCAAUUAAGGUCUCAAUUUUCUCUUGUUUUUCUGUAGAAAAAAUAGCAUCUGUGUUCAGUUUGCAUGAGAUGCCAAAUGAGAAUGUUUGCAGUGCAAAGGAUGAAUAGCACAUGGUGAACCUUUUUUUCUUUUCCCCCUACUUUUUCUUGAUGGGGAGAGUACAGGGUGAAACUUGAAUCGAGCCUUCCAUGAAAGAAACAACAGCAUUUGCUAUCGAACCAGAGCCUGCACUGUAUUUUCAUUUUCACCCUCUUUUAUGGUAUAUUAUCACUUUAAGUCAUCUGUCUAAAGAUCGUGGUUU
Messenger RNA from Malania oleifera, 1971 nucleotides. Its product is annotated as dol-P-Man:Man(7)GlcNAc(2)-PP-Dol alpha-1,6-mannosyltransferase. Bases 74 to 1579 code for a protein of 501 amino acids. Gene Ontology annotation, biological process: protein N-linked glycosylation. The record is from RefSeq and is a predicted model, not a curated record. Gene Ontology annotation, cellular component: endoplasmic reticulum membrane. The transcript is spliced from 20 exons. Gene Ontology annotation, molecular function: alpha-1,6-mannosyltransferase activity. NCBI's taxonomy places the organism in Eukaryota, Viridiplantae, Streptophyta, Magnoliopsida, Santalales, Ximeniaceae.